Molecule: messenger RNA, 2123 nt
Organism: Brachypodium distachyon (stiff brome)
Lineage: Eukaryota; Viridiplantae; Streptophyta; Magnoliopsida; Poales; Poaceae
Product: putative CBL-interacting protein kinase 27
Exons: 1
Coding region: 522-1877 (451 amino acids)
Biological process (GO): protein phosphorylation; signal transduction
Molecular function (GO): protein kinase activity; ATP binding
Source: RefSeq, a predicted model, not a curated record
AGAAAAACGAAACAAAUCCCGUCCCACGUUUCCUUCCCACCGCAUACGGACGGUUUCCACACCCAUGACGCUGACGCUCGGGUCGUGCUCCUGCGUCACAGCCAUCCAGGCCCCAUCCCCAGGAUAUCUGGGCCUUCCUCCGUCCGAUCCAACCAGCCCAACGGCCGGAUGCGCUUCCCAGAUCCGCAAGCGCGCCGCGGUAUUUUAUCCCCCCUCGUGGGAGAGCUAGCUCCAGAGAAAACUGGUCCUGGACUCCUGUCGGAUACCGCCGUGGAAGAGAAACCACGCCGUCGACGUGAGAGGUUCUCGUCUCCCUUCUCCUCAGCACUUGCCGGCCGUUGCGAAUGCGGAGCAAUGUGGAGGAGCACGCGCACUGACCUCGCCGGCAAGCAUAGCCUGCGCGGCGGCCGCAAUUGCCACCGCAAGCACGUCGAGGACGGGUAGACGACCGCUCCGUCGAAUUUCGCCGGCCGGUUUCAGCGGAGGACCCGAGAUUCGGGUGCCCAAGAAUUGAGUCAGCAAUGGAGGAUUCGGCUUCGGCGGCGGCGGCGGAGGAGAAGAAGAAGAAUUACGUGCUGCAGGGGAGGUACGAGCUGGGCCGCGUGCUUGGCUACGGCAACUUCGGGCGGGUGCACGCGGCGCGCGACCUGCGCACGGGCCGCGGCGUGGCGGUCAAAGUGGUGGCCAAGGACAAGGUGGAGCGCGCCGGCAUGUCGGAGCAGAUGAAGCGUGAGAUCGCGGUGAUGAAGAUGGUGUCCCACCCCAACAUCGUGGAGCUCCACGAGGUGAUGGCCACGCGGUCCAAGAUCUACCUGGCCCUGGAGCUGGUCCGCGGCGGCGAGCUCUUCGCCAGGGUCUCCCGCGCGGGCCGGCUCCGGGAGGACGUCGCCCGGCGCUACUUCCGCCAGCUCGUCUCCGCCGUCGACUUCUGCCACGGCCGCGGGGUGUACCACCGCGACCUCAAGCCCGAGAACCUGCUCCUCGACGAGGCCGGGAACCUCAAGGUGGCUGAUUUUGGGCUCAGCGCGCUCGCCGGCCACGCCCGCCCCGACGGGCUCCUCCACACCGCGUGCGGCACGCCGGCGUACGUGGCGCCCGAGGUCCUCGGCGGGGGCGGCUACGACGGCGCCAAGGCCGACCUCUGGUCCUGCGGCGUCAUCCUCUACGUGCUCCUCGUCGGCGCCCUGCCGUUCCAGGACGAGAACCUCAUGUCCAUGUACCGCAAGAUGCAGCGCGGCGACUUCCUCUGCCCGUCGUGGAUAUCCAGGGACGCCCGGAAGCUGAUCGGCAGAUUGCUCGACCCGAAGCCCAGCAGCCGCAUCACAGUGGCGGGCCUGAUCGAGUCGCCGUGGUUCAAGAAGACGUCCAUUCCGAGCCCCCCCUUGGAGCCCGCGCCACCAGCGGCCGCGCGCGGGAACGGCAACGGCAACGGAGACGACAAGGACGAGCCGCCCGAGGCGCUGAACGCGUUCCACCUGAUAUCCCUUUCCGCGGGCUUCGACCUGUCGCCGCUGUUCGAGCAGGAGCCGUCGUCGGGGCGGGAGGCGCGCGGGGGCGCCAUGCGGUUCGCGACGCGGGAGCCCGCCAGCGGCGUGAUCUCGCGGCUGGAAGGGCUGGCGACCGGCGGGGCCAUGCGCGUGACCAAGAGCGGCGCGCGCGGGGUGAGGCUGGAGGGCGCCGAGCGCGGGCGCAAGGGGCGGCUCGCGGUGGCGGCGGAGAUCUUCAGCGUGGCGCCGUCCGUGCUCGUGGUCGACGUCAAGAAGGACGGCGGCGACACCAUGGAGUACCGCUCCUUCUGCAGCGAGGAGCUCCGCCCGGCUCUCAAGGACAUCGUCUGGGCCGCCGCCGCCGCCGCCGACCCCCCUGGCGCCACCUGAUGUCGCUGUCGCUCGCGCCACCAUUAUUGCCCGUCGCUGUUGCUAUCCGAUUGUAGGGGCGCAUUAUUGUUUGGUGUCGAAGUUGAUGGUUUGCUGCUGGUAUGGUUGUAGCGAGUAGUUGGCUGGUAUUUGCGCGCGGGAGCCAAGACCGAAUUGGCUGUAUCUGCCAAUAUUGUUUUGACUUGUUUAUGUAAGAACAGUUAUCUUGUUUUACCAUCUGCGUCCAUGUCUGAUGGCUCCAUGGCA